UGUUCUACUGUAACUAUGACAGUAGUUAAGAAUCCAGGUUACAGAAGCAAAUUCACAAGUGUCCAGAUCAUGGCACUACUACAUUCUCGUGUUAUCUUGGGCACACGAUAAAUUCAUUUGACAAAUACAUGGCAGAGCGCCUACUAGUUGCUGGGCAUUGCUUUAGGCACUGGGGACAGAAUGAACGAACCCUUAUUUGAACUUAAAAAGUUCAAAAUGCAAAUCUAUGCCCUUACAGCCUCGGCUUCCUGGUUUCAGUGGAUAACGUGAGGCGGCUGGCCGGCUGGGACCCGCCUAGACAACCCAAGUACAGCCACCACCUUGUCCCCUUAACAGCCCGGCCGCCGCCUGAACCACCGGCCGGCUGUGUCGGGAUCCUUCGCGCUCCGCUUCCGGCCUCCGCACAAGACUUCCGGUCGGCCGUUCCUUCCUUCCGCUUCUCUAUGGUGCGCAAGCCACAGAGUCCCCGACGCCGGAAGUGGCACGCUCUCCGGGACGCUUCUGGGUGCCGUGUGGCACCCGGGCUGCUCGGCGCCGCGGUCUCAGUUUCCUCCUGUGGAGAAUGUUGGCCGCAGCAUCGUCAGGCCCCACAGUGCAGCCUCUAGAAAACGCCCCUGAAGGUAUUCAACGUUAUUUACCACUCGGGUACCAUAUAAAGCCCAGCUCCCAGAUCAUCUUCAUUGCCUUCCCCAGUGCAACGCCUGCUGCUUUAAUGUCCACAACCACCCUGGAGGUCUCUGCUGUUCUCUCCUGACUUUACCAAACAACGAUGUCAUCAGAAUCAAGCAAAAAACGAAAGCCCAAAGUGAUCCGAAGUGAUGGAGCACCAGCUGAAGGGAAGCGUACUCGUUCUGACACUGAGCAGGAAGGUAAAUACUACAGUGAGGAGGCUGAGGUGGACCUGCGGGACCCUGGCAGAGACUAUGAGCUGUACAAGUACACGUGCCAGGAGCUGCAGAGGCUCAUGGCCGAGAUUCAGGACCUGAAGAGCAGGGGCGGCAAGGACACGCAGGCGGUUGAGAUUGAAGAUCGGAGGAUCCAGAGCUGUGUGCAUUUUAUGACUCUGAAGAAGCUUAACCGAUUAGCCCACAUCAGGUUGAAGAAAGGAAGAGAUCAGACCCAUGAGGCCAAGCAGAAAGUGGACGCCUAUCACCUGCAGCUCCAAAACCUGUUGUAUGAGGUGAUGCACCUGCAGAAGGAGAUCACCAAGUGUCUGGAGUUUAAGUCAAAGCACGAAGAAAUCGAUCUGGUCAGCUUAGAGGAGUUUUAUAAGGAGGCUCCUCCAGAUAUCAGCAAGGCGGAAGUCACCAUGGGAGACCCUCACCAGCAAACCCUUGCACGCCUGGACUGGGAGCUGGAGCAGCGGAAAAGGCUGGCGGAGAAGUACCGAGAGUGCCUGUCCAACAAGGAGAAGAUCCUCAAGGAGAUUGAGGUGAAGAAGGAGUACCUGAGCAGCCUCCAGCCUCGUCUCAACAGCAUCAUGCAGGCUUCCCUCCCGGUGCAGGAGUACCUGUUCAUGCCCUUCGACCAGGCUCACAAGCAGUACGAGACAGCCAGACACCUGCCGCCUCCCCUCUAUGUGCUCUUUGUCCAAGCCACUGCGUACGGGCAGGCCUGUGCUCAUAGGAAAUCUUCCCAGCCCCCUAGACAGGAUAAGACGUUGUCUGUGGCGAUCGAAGGCAGCGUGGAUGAGGCCAAGGCUCUGUUCAAGCCUCCCGAGGACUCCCAGGAUGAUGAGAGCGACUCGGACGCCGAGGAGGAGCAGACCACGAAACGCCGGCGACCCACACUGGGAGUUCAGCUAGAUGACAAGCGCAAGGAAAUGCUGAAGAGGCACCCGCUGUCUGUUCUGCUGGACCUGAAGUGCAAAGAUGACAGUGUGCUGCACCUGACUUUCUACUACCUCAUGAACCUCAACAUCAUGACGGUGAAAGCCAAAGUGACCACCGCUACGGAGCUGAUCACCCCCAUCAGUGCGGGUGACUUGCUGUCUCCUGACUCAGUCCUGAGCUGCUUGUACCCUGGGGAUCAUGGAAAGAAAACUCCAAAUCCAGCCAAUCAGUAUCAGUUCGAUAAAGUUGGCAUCCUGACUUUGAGGGACUAUGUACUUGACCUCGGUCACCCCUACUUGUGGGUGCAGAAGCUGGGUGGCCUCCACUUCCCCAAAGAGCAGCCCCAGCACACUGUGAUCGCAGACCACUCGCUGAGCGCCAGUCACAUGGAGACCACCAUGAAACUGCUGAAGACCAGGGUGCAGUCCCGCCUCGCCCUCCACAAGCAGUUUGCCUCCCUGGAACACGGCAUUGUGCCGGUUACCAGCGACUGCCACUACCUCUUCCCUGCAAAGGUUGUCUCUCGCCUGGUGAAGUGGGUGACGAUUGCCCAUGAGGAUUACAUGGAGCUGCAUUUCACCAAAGACAUCGUGGAGGCGGGACUGGCUGGGGACACCAAUCUCUACUACAUGGCACUCGUGGAGAGGGGCACAGCUAAGCUCCAGGCUGCCGUAGUGCUGAACCCCGGCUACUCCUCCAUCCCACCCAUUUUCCAACUCUGUCUGAACUGGAAAGGGGAGAAAACCAACAACAACGAUGACAAUAUUCGGGCCAUGGAGAGCGAGGUCAACGUGUGCUACAAGGAGCUGUGCGGCCCGCGGCCCGGCCACCAGCUUCUGACCAACCAGCUGCAGCGCCUGUGCGUGCUGCUGGACGUCUACCUAGAGACAGAGAGCCAUGAUGACAGCGUGGAGGGGCCCAAGGAGUUUCCCCAGGAGAAGAUGUGUCUGCGGCUUUUCAGGUGCCUCGCCUGCCCUCACCUUCUCACACAGCCCGCCUCCGCCCCGGAGGCCGUCCCACGUCCUCCCGCCUCCAUCUGGCCCUUCCGCCUGGCCUGGCUCCCCGUGCUGGCUGACGAUAACCAGCUGCAGCCCCACUGUGGUUGCAUGGUGGGGCUGGCGGCUAGAUGGCGUCGUGUUCCGGGACUUGCUCUCCUCGCUCUGUCUGUGUGAGACCUCAUCUCUUCCCCGCUCCCAGCCUGCUGCAGCACAUUUCCAAGGGGUCCCAGCAGGAUGAAGCCGUUUAAAUAUAACCACCCUCAAGGAUUCUUCAGCCACCGUUGACGUCGCGCUCAGCCUGUUUCCCCACAGACCCUAAGUGCUGCGCCUCUGCUUCCGGCUGGGGCGCACACGUGGCUCUUGAUAGUCUCCCAGGACAGGUUUUCUAUUUCUAGCCUAUUAAAAUGUCACCUGACCAA
Messenger RNA from Cervus elaphus (red deer), 3249 nucleotides. RefSeq names its product THO complex 5 (gene THOC5). Bases 770 to 3004 code for a protein of 744 amino acids. The transcript is spliced from 24 exons. Gene Ontology annotation, biological process: mRNA export from nucleus; positive regulation of DNA-templated transcription, elongation. NCBI's taxonomy places the organism in Eukaryota, Metazoa, Chordata, Mammalia, Artiodactyla, Cervidae. The record is from RefSeq and is a predicted model, not a curated record. Gene Ontology annotation, cellular component: THO complex part of transcription export complex. Gene Ontology annotation, molecular function: mRNA binding.